Stegostoma tigrinum is the source of this 3559-nucleotide messenger RNA. Its product is annotated as nucleotide-binding oligomerization domain-containing protein 1. Gene Ontology annotation, molecular function: protein binding. Gene Ontology annotation, biological process: regulation of apoptotic process. The transcript is spliced from 12 exons. The coding region runs from base 152 to 3076 and encodes 974 amino acids. The record is from RefSeq and is a predicted model, not a curated record. Lineage: Eukaryota; Metazoa; Chordata; Chondrichthyes; Orectolobiformes; Stegostomatidae.
AGGAUCGGCACGUUUUAAAAGUGUUUAUCUGUAUCCUACUCGUGAGGAUGAUGCUUCCCACUUCAACUUUGCUUUGCAAGUAGAAGAUCUGGCUGUUGAGGUUGAUUGCUUAUUCAAUGCUUUUCAGAGGGACAGUGUUUGACAUUUUGAGAUGCGUGAUGUGGAAUUCAAAAAUGAACUCCUGCAUCCCAGUGACCUGCUUGGCAAGGGAAGCCUGUUGAAGGAUGCUUCUGUAACCAUGGGUACAGUGCUCCAGCCUGGGUUGCAUCGAGUGCCAUUAAUAGCAACACACUCAUUUACUAAGUUGCUGAAGUUGCACCGAGAGGUCUUAGUUGGUUGUAUCAAGAACACAGAGUGUGUGCUGAUUAACCUGAUAAAACAUGAAUACAUUUCCACAGAAGAGGCUGAGAUGUCCCAACAGCAUCCUACGCAAGCAGCAAAGGUUCGAAAAAUAUUGGAUCUGGUUGAGAGCAAAGGAGAAGAAACAGCAGAGUAUUUUCUACACAUCCUGUACCAGGCCAGGGAGAUUUACGCUGACCUUAGCCCAUGGCUGAAAGAAAUAGAGUAUCAACCAUCAGAAUACAUACUGGGCAAACCAGUCAUUAUCACAGAUGCUGUCUGUCAGUACACUCAGAAGAUUAAACAUGAUCUACGGCAGGACACUAAGUUCGUCACAUCGUAUGUCCAGAAAGAAGACAUCUUACUGGAUGAUACAUACACUGAGACUCUUAUGGAACUAAUCAAUGGAGUCAAUGAAACCAAAGGAACCAUUUCCAACUUGGAGGAUUUGUUCAGUGACACAGGCAUCAUCAACGAGGAUGCAGAGACAGUGUUUGUAACCGGUGAUGCUGGGGUUGGUAAGACCAUCCUGCUCCAGAGACUUCAGAACCUGUGGUCCAAAGGAGAGCUCUGUGCUGAUGUUAAAUUCUUCUUCAAAUUUAGAUGCCGAAUGUUCAAUAGCUUUAGAGAGGAAGAUAAAUUUUCUCUCAGAGAUUUACUGUUCAAAUACAACUGUUACCCUGACAAAGACGCUGAUGAGAUAUUUAGUUACAUCCGACAACACCCAGAUUCUGUUCUCUUCACACUGGACGGGUUUGAUGAAAUUAGUGUUGAUUGCGACCUGAGUGAUAUCCCUGAUGUCUCUUCACCCUUUGACCCCACACAUCCGCUCACUCUGUUGAUGAAUCUUCUCCGAGGAAAGUUAUUAAAAGGUUCCAAAAAAUUAUUGACGGCAAGAACUGGCACAAACCUACCAUUGAGAAUGGUGAGAAAGAGAGUGACACUAAAGGGCUUUACAAAGGAUAAUUUACUGCAAUAUUUGAAGAAGUUCUUCAAAAAUCAACCCCAUCAAACUUUGGUUUUGACCCAGCUGGAGGCAAACCCCCAUCUGUGUAGUUUAUGUUCAGUGCCAUUGUUCUGCUGGAUUAUAUUUAAAUGUUACAAACACUUACAGUCGGAAUGUAACUCCCAACAAAUAUUGGAUUAUGUAACAUUGACUGACAUCUACCUGUUGAUGUUGGAGGUUUUCCUAAACCGUUCUUCCAAAACGGGGUUGAACAGAAGAAACAAAAGUCAAAGUGAGACGUUCAAAGCGAAGAGGGAUUCUCUAAUGAGUUUGGGAAAAUUGGCAAAAGAGGGAAUUGAAAGCAAUAACUUUAUCUUUAGUCAGGAGCAAAUUGCAGCAGUUGGCAUCUCAGAGGAGGAUUUACAGUUGGGUUUUGUCAAGAGUGCAGGCCACUAUGAUGGAUGUGGGAACCAAUCCACUUAUGAAUUCCUUCAUCUGACCCUCCAGUCAUUUUUCACUGCGCUUUUCCUAGUUGUUAAUGAGAGAAUUAGUGCGAAGGAAAUCAUUACGUUUUUUGCAAAAUGUGAUCAUUAUUUGACUGGACCUCGAGCCAGUAUUGUUUUCUUGAGAUGUUUGGGCUAUAAGUCACGUCACAGAAAGGACCCAUUUGAAACAAAUGAACAUCUGCAGUUCACCACACUUUUCCUCUGUGGCCUAUUGUGUAAAACUAAGAAGGACUUAUUCAAACAUUUAUCUUCUGCAGGAAGUGUCCAAAGAAAGCGGUCAGCACUGAAGGCCUACCUUGCCGACUGUGUAAAGUUACACUUAAAAAAUCUUCCUCAAGCGCCAUUUGAAGAAUUUUGUAGAGUGCAAGUCUUGCCUCGAUUUGUCUGGUUGAUGCGCUACAUUUUUGAAACCCAGAGUGAAGCUGUAGCCAGUCUUGCAGCAAAGGGGAUUUGCGCGGAUUAUAUCAAACUCACUUUCUGCAAUGCCUUCUCUGCCGACUGCAGUGCAAUUGCAAACAUAUUACGUCAUCGUAAAAAAUCAAUUGCACUUGAACUGGACAACAAUAAUAUCAAUGAUUAUGGAGUGAAGGAAUUAGUUCCUUGUUUCAAUAAACUCACGGUAGUUAGAUUGAGUGUAAACCAGGUCACGGAUGAUGGAGCUAAAGUACUGGCUGAGGAGCUCCUAAAGUACAAAAUUAUUAAGAUCCUUGGCCUAUACAGGAAUCAGAUCACUGAUGUUGGUGCCAGGUUCAUUGCCCAAGUUGUUGAAGAAUGCCCACAUCUUCGAACAUUAAAAAUUGGACUCAACAAACUUACAAGUGAAGGAGGGAAAUUAUUAGCACGAGCAAUUCAGAAAAGCAAAGCCAUCAAAGAUAUAGGGAUGUGGGGGAAUCAGAUUGGAGAUGUGGGUGCAGUCGCUUUUGCUGAAGCUAUAAGAAAUCAUCCUUCAAUAAAAGAGCUCAGCCUGGCAGCCAAUGGAAUUUCGACAGAGGGUGGGAAAAGUUUGGCAGCAGCUCUGCAAGACAACAGAUCCUUGGAGAUAUUUUGGUUGACAGAAAACCAGUUGAAUGAUGAAGCAGCCGUAUUAUUUGCGGAAGCACUCAGGGUCAACAAAAGCCUGCUUCAUUUAUGGAUAAUAAACAACAGAAUUACAGACAUGGGGGCAAAUUGUUUCUUUGAGAUACUCAAAGAAAAUGCAACAAUAGAAGAGAUUUGCUUGAAUGGUAAUGAUAUCUCUGCAGAAGGAGCCAAGAGGUUCGCUGAAGAAAAACGGAUUGUGCUGUGAGUGACAUUUCCUUUGUGGUUAACAUACCGGAGCCAUCGUACACCAUUGGAGCUGUAGAAGGUUCAACAGUUGUAACACUACCUAUAGAACACAAUAAGAAACCUGCCAGUUAUUUUCUAUGAGGUUUGCAGUGACUGGGACAAUCUGAAAGAACUGAAAUUAAUCUGGAAAACCAGUUUCCAAACCAUGGCCUUUCCUGUUGCUGUUCAAGAAAUACUGAAAGUGUCUUUGUGACUCAUUGCAUAUGAGCAACCUGUAACUGCUGACACUAACAUGAAAGUAUUUGUACAAAGACUUGAAAGUAAGCAUGACAUCUAUCAUCGCUGUUCUUUCACCCUGCAUUAAAAUAAUUUUUACUGAAGCUGUGUCAAGUUGGAAUUUCCAUCACUGAAAUGGCAGCUAGCAGCUAAACGUUUGUAUUUAUUUAUGGUUAUUUAUGUUAUGACUUACUGGUGGACAAUAAAAUAAAUUUGUUGGAAUGUC